AUGAGCGGCGGUGGACAACGAACUUUAUUCCAGACGUGGGGAGCUAACAUCCCUCAAAAAGUUUCUCAGCUUAAAGACGCGAGGGAAAAAGUACCAGCCCAGCGAAAGGCAAACACAGCAAACAACAGCGCGCUAGCGAACGCUAAGAGAAUAGAAAAUGACAUCCCGCGCCCACCACAAAGUUUAUGGAGUGGAAUUGGCCAAAGCUCCGCCGUUGGUCAGCUGUCGAUGGAGGCAGAGGAGGAAGACGAUGAUGAUCUGAUGCUUGUGGCUGUGUACGAGGCUGAAAAAUCCCUGGAACAUGAGUCAGAAAAACACCAAGUCACCACCUGUGGUUCUGAAGACGUCUCGCACAAACAGCACGCGGAUCUACCGGGUUUCGACAGCUCAUCCGGCAAGAUAUGGAUAUACCCAACCAACUACCCGAUCAGAGAUUACCAGCUGAAGAUUUCUGAAGCAGCUUUGUUUCAGAACACCCUGGUCUGUCUACCCACUGGCUUGGGAAAGACCUUCAUUGCUUCUGUAGUCAUGUAUAAUUUCUACCGCUGGUACCCGUCGGGAAAAAUAGUAUUUAUGGCCCCAACGAAACCACUUGUUGCGCAGCAAAUUGAAGCCUGUUACAAAGUGAUGGGAAUUCCACAAGAACACAUGGCAGAGUUAACAGGGAGCACGCAGGCGCAGCAGAGACGGGAGUUGUGGCGGUCCAAGCGCGUGUUUUUUCUGACGCCUCAGGUGAUGGUCAAUGAUCUGUCUAGAAACACGUGCCCGGCGACCCAGAUUAAGUGCAUAGUCAUUGACGAGGCCCAUAAAGCCUUAGGAAACCACGCGUAUUGUCAGGUCGUAAGAGAACUGGCCAAUCAGACGCGGCAGUUUCGUGUCCUGGCGCUUAGUGCCACGCCCGGAGGCGAUAUUAAGGCUGUCCAGCAGGUUGUCUCUAACCUGCUGAUCUCUCACUUUGAGCUGAGGUCAGAGGAGAGCCUUGACGUGCAGCCCUAUUCUCACCACCGCAGACUGGAGAAGGUGGUCGUCCCCCUGGGAGAGUCCCUCUCCGGGUACCAGUCCCGGUACCUGCAGGUCCUGGAGAGGUUCACGGCCCGUUUGACCCAAAUGGGAGUUCUGUCACACCGUGACCUCCGCUCGCUCACGAAGUACCAGUUCAUUCUGGCCCGCGAUCAGUUUCGACGCAAUCCACCGCCUCACAUUGCGGGAGGACAGCAUGGUGUGUUAGAAGGGGAUUUUGCCUUGUGCAUUAGCCUGUUUCAUGGCUAUGAGCUGCUGCAGCAGAUGGGGCUACGAUCCCUGUUUCUCUUCACCCAAAACAUCAUGAAUGGAUCCAAAGAGUCCUCUCGGGCCAGGAACGAACUGCAACGCAACGCAAACUUCAUGGACCUCUACAGGGAGAUGGAGGCCAUUUUCAGCACAUCUCAACAAGGGCCUGAGAGGGGAUUUUUCUACAGUCACCCCAAACUGCAGAAACUGGAAGAAGUCGUCCUGCAGCAUUUUCAGACCUGUUCCCAGAGCUCAGACGCAAGCUCGGGUUCCCUGUCCCCGCCCCAGGGCGUGGCCACGCGGGUCAUGAUCUUCUCCUCGUUCCGCGAGAGCGUUCAGGAGAUUGCCGAGAUGCUGAACCGCCACCGGCCUCUCAUCAGGGUCAUGACCUUCAUGGGCCAGGCGUCGGCCGGGAAAGCUGUCAGAGGGUUUACCCAAAAAGAACAACUGGAGGUGGUCCAGAAGUUUCGGCAGGGUGGUUUUAACACGCUGGUGUCCACCUGCGUGGGCGAGGAGGGGCUGGACAUCGGGGAGGUUGACCUCAUCGUGUGCUUCGACGCGCAAAAGAGUCCGAUUCGCCUGGUCCAGCGCAUGGGCCGAACCGGCCGCCGAAGGCAGGGACGCGUGGUGGUCAUACUGGCAGAGGGACGAGAGGAGCGAACGUAUAACCAGAGCCAAAGUAGCAAACGCAGCGUUUACAAGUCCAUCGUGGGCAAAAAGCACAGCUUCCGCCUGUUCCCACACAGCCCUCGCAUGCUCCCCGAGGGCAUGACCCCCGCCCUGCACAAGAUGCACAUCACCUGCGGACAGUUCGAGGCCAAAGAGACCGGGCGGCGGUCCGCCAAAGGUCGGGAAUCCCGAACUCUCCUCCAAGCCCGGGGAUCUCUCCAGCAGGAGAGCGUGAGGGAUGACGGCUGUCUCACUCCGGCGGAGCACGCUCUGUGGACCGCCACCAUGAAGCUGGACGAGAACGAACCUCAGCCCGUAUUCGCACCCUCCCACUUCCUGUCGGUCGGCACAGAGAGCACGCCGCAGGAAGAGCUAAGGGCAGGCCCCACUCGGGAGCUGUGUCUAUGGGAGUGGAGACAUUGGCAAAACCAGCCACUCCCCACGUACAGAGUGGAGCACUCCGCUCGCUGCCUUCACUUCACCUCCAUUAUGGAGCUCGUCGACAACAUGCGUCAAGAGGAGGAGGAUGACUACCGGUGUGAGUCAGAGCUGAUGUCACAUUUACACAGAGAUGAUGAGGUGGGCCGUAAGGUGGGAGGUGGAUUUGGAAAGCCGACCGCUGGAGAAGCACCAAGAACCGUGAAGCCCGAAUGUACAUCGGUCUUAAAAAAACGCAGGUCUCCCAAUUGCUCACUGAACCUACAGAAGGUGGAUGAAAGACUUCAAAGUGAGAAAGAGAACGAAACCCCAGUUGCUCCCUGCACGUUGACAAAAGACCAUUUAGACCAAGAGAAACUCAGUAGCCCACCACAGAGCCCAAAAAACAACGAUCUGUUGAUGGAUGUAGACAUGGACUGUGUUAUGUUAACUGACGAGAAUGAAGACCCACAGUUUGCAUGGUUAACUCAAAGAGACCAGGCACCCGGUGGUCUCGGUGAUGGACAGUCUGAGAUUCAGGUCACUAACUCGAGCCCUGGCACUAGUGGUCAUCUCCAGACAGAGGAGGACUGCUUAGACCUGGAAAACAUGUUCUAUCUACCCAAGCAGCACGCUGGCCCAAAACUGCUCCGUUCCAGUGGAUCUACGGCAAGUCUGAAAGCGAUCCUGACCAGCGUUAAAGAGCUUCUGGCCAGAUCUCCGCCCCAGAGCUUAGACCCGAUCUGCUCUUUGGCUGAAUCGGAACCUGUGGUUCAGGCAAACGAGGCUUAUUCAGACCCACGGGAGGACAUCGAUCAAUUCAGGGUUGAUUUCGUCCUCAGGGGAGACGAUGACUCAAUGGACGGUUCCUCUGUGGACUCGGUGGCGGAGGAAGUCCCUCAGGACAAAUCAGGUGACCGCGAACCUCCUCAGCCGCCUGACCGAGUGCCUGGUAAUCUCCUCACAUCUCCUCACUCUGCUGCCAGCCCCAGCUGGGAGGAAAUCUUUGAGGAUGAAGUUCACGAGGAUCCGAAAGCGGACGGACAGCCAGAGGCGCCACCGGCGCGUCCGAAUCCCAACGUUCACGAAGGUCUCACCAGGCUGGAUGAGAGCGUCGAUUUGUUUGGGGACGACGCUUUCCUCCAGGUCUCUCUACCGAACAUCGAAACCCCAGACAAGGUCCCUGUGACCUUGAGCGACAGAGGGGAUACUGAGCCUAUGGAGCGGCCGAGACCUGAUGGAAAACAGGGAGAGAGAGGCACAAAAACAGACUCUCCCAAGGGACCGGCGAAAUGUAGUCCCGCGUCAGCGGAGAAGAGGGGGUCACGCGCGGAGAACUCCGAACAGUUCGACUGUUCCCAGGAUUUCUUCUCUGUGAACUUCAACCUUGGCUUUUCUUUUGACUCCGAAGAAGAAGAAGAAGAGGGUCCGACUGAGCCAGCCUCUGAGCUUUCUCACGCAUCGCGUCCUGAGACCGCGAGGGAGUCCGCGUCGGGGGCGGUGGAGGGGCACGACUCGGUCAACCGCUCUGCCGCUGGGUACGCCCGUGUCUCUACCCCCAAGCAGCGUCCGGCAGAGAAGAGGGAACGAUUGUCCCUGUCAGUGACGGCUAACGGUGACCCGCUGCGGUCGCCCGCUGUGAACGAACGUCGUAAGAUGACUACAAACCCCUCCGCUUCCACACCGAACCCCGUCAUCCGAGCUCAGGCCCUUCCCAGGGGCCUAGCGUAUAGUUCUCCCCAGCAGAGAACAGGAUGUGGAUCCUCGAGGGCUUCUCUGGCCCAGAUGGUGAAAGCUGUCCCUGACGGAGGUCUCAGGGCUGAUCUUUGUCAUUCAGGGUUUAUGAACAGCGACAAUGAGGAGGAGGUUAUCGCCGUGAAGCGAGGUCAGCGCGGUGAAACUAACCCUCUUUCCUCCCCAGAGCAGUCAAAGAUCUUCAGCGAUGUCGAUUCGCCCGUCCAGGUGGCGCGGAAACGAGUCGCUGCACUGAACACGUCAGAGGAGAGUGGGGGAGAAUCUGUGUCUGACGAUGACUUUCAGAUUAUCUCCGUAUGGAAUCCCAGACAGCCACCGGUCUCUAAACCCUGCCUGCAAAAACCAAAGAAGGCGGCCCGCGGAAACGUGAGGUACUUCCUGGACGAGGAGGCGGAGCUGUCGGAGGAGGAGGAGGACGACUCGGUCUCGUCAGACGAAGAUGACGGAGAGGAGCAGAACCGGACCCUGGAGGGCUUUGUGGUGGACUCCACCCAGUGUUCUCAGGGGCUCGACGACUCUGAAAUGCGGGGGAUUUACCUGAAGUCGGUCAGGAGUCCAGCCGCCGCCAGGUUCAAAAUGCCUCGCAAACCCACUCACAGAAUGGACAUCUUCUCUCAGGUUCCGGAGCAGGAUGAGUCGUACGGGGAGGACAGCUUUGUCGUCCACGGCAGCGAGGAGGAAGAGGAGGGGAGCGACGAUGAAGACGAAGGCUCAGAGGAAGAGGUGGUGGCAGACGUCAUUCUGGAAGACUCUUACGUCGACGGGAGGAGACAGUAUGCCACGCGACGGAGGGCUCGGCUAAAGCAAGCCGGGAUUGGCGGAGGGAGGAGGCACGCCCCCGGAACGCCCACGGUCAGGAAAACCAAACGAUCGCGGAUUAUCCGGAUGGAAGAUUCCAGUGAGGGAGAGGAGGAUGGUGAGGAAAAGAGGAAGAGUCCGAGGACUGAUGUCGCUCCAGUAGCUCCUGUUGGACCAACGGAGCAAAAGAGUGAACCUGUCUUUAAGACUCCGCAGUGUCCGAAACUCUCCAGCCACAAGAAGGCAGGACCGGUAACCGGCCAAUCAAAACUGGCCGAGCAGGAGGGGCGGAGCCUGCGGAGGCUCAGUAACCAAGCCCUACUGUCUGACGAACUGGACUUUGAGGAGCUCCCAGCUGCUUCCUCUCAUGGCGACAAAACUGAGAAUCAGAAUGAUUCUAAGCAGGACUCUGCUGCAAGACCUCUCGCUGCUCCUGCUGUCGCUCCAUCAGCUGCUCCGUCAGCGGCUCUGCCAGGCGGGCUGUGUGUGCUGGUGGACAGUCGCUGCAUCACAGGCGGAGCGGCGGUGGUGUCCUGCCUCCGUCUGCGGCAUGGCGUGACCGCGCAGGUGUGCUCGCUGGACGGCUGCGACUUCGUGGUCAGUAACCGUAUGGGUGUGGAGUGGCAGGCGCAGGCGGAGUUAGCCAGCACGCAGAACCGCAAGCGGCUACAGGAGAGGGUGCAAAGCAUGCUGGGACUUUACGACAGGGUCUGUCUCAUUGUGGAGAAAGACAAUGUGAAAACUCGAGACGCUCGGCAGCCUUUCCAGCGUACCCGUUACUAUGACAACACCCUGGCCGGCUUGGUGCGGGCGAACGUCCGGCUGCUGGUCAGCGAGGGGCCGGAGGACACCGCCUCCCUGUUGGCUGAGCUGGCUCGCGUGGAACAGAGGAAAGGGCAGGCCAUCGGCGUUCCCACGGAGGUUAAAGGUCAUCGUCAGCAGGCGUUGCAGUUCUACCUCACGCUCCCCUGCGUGAGCUAUGUGAAUGCCCUCAACAUGUGUCAGAACUUCCGUUCUGUGGCUCAGCUGGUCAGCAGCUCGGUGGAGGCCCUGCAGGCUGGUGCAUGCAUAAGCCGUUCCAGAGCAGAGGAGAUCUACCGCAGCCUGCGUUACGACUGCAACCCCUCGCUAAUGUCCACAAAUACAAAUAAAACCAGCAAGUGCGGUAGUUGA
Chanos chanos (milkfish) is the source of this 6081-nucleotide messenger RNA. It is a transcript of the gene fancm, whose product is annotated as FA complementation group M. The coding region runs from base 1 to 6081 and encodes 2026 amino acids. The transcript is spliced from 24 exons. The record is from RefSeq and is a predicted model, not a curated record. Gene Ontology annotation, biological process: double-strand break repair via synthesis-dependent strand annealing; interstrand cross-link repair. Gene Ontology annotation, molecular function: nuclease activity; 3'-5' DNA helicase activity; four-way junction helicase activity. Lineage: Eukaryota; Metazoa; Chordata; Actinopteri; Gonorynchiformes; Chanidae.